AUGGAGGCACCAGCCAGCAGCCUAUCCGCCACCCUCGAGCGCGAUGGCUUUGCCUACGGUCGCGGAGCUGCGCUGGCGGCCUCCUGCGAGCGGCUCAGAGCUCACGCAGACGAGGCACUCGCACGUGUGCUCGACCUGGACCUCGACGCUCAGCGUGAUCUUUUUGGAGAGAUCCGGACGCCGCUCUACCGCAGAGACCUCAAGCUCUCGCUGGCGCCGGCAGUGACACAGGUCCUGUGUGAGGUGGCGCAGGCGCUGGGCGAGUCGUUGCAGGCGGCUGUUGGAGCGGCGGCAAAUCUGUGUGAGCUGUCCGUCAUCAGCUCCGAUCCGGGCGCAGAGGCGCAGCCCACUCACUGCGACACGUCCUACCAGGGCGCACCGGCCGACGUCGCCAUCGGCCGCCUCGUCUCGGAGCACAGCCUGCUCUCGCUGCAGCCAAAGUCCGACUUCCCGGCCGUUCUGCGCGACCGCCCGACCGAGCUCGCCCUCCUGCGCACCGGCGACGCGCUCCUCAUGGACUCGAGGCUCUGGCACCGCGGCGGCGCCAACAAAUCGCGCAGCCGCCGCAGCCUGCUGGGCGAGUAG
This is a messenger RNA of Emiliania huxleyi CCMP1516, 585 nucleotides long. RefSeq lists its product as hypothetical. Bases 1 to 585 code for a protein of 194 amino acids. The transcript is spliced from 3 exons. The record is from RefSeq and is a predicted model, not a curated record. Lineage: Eukaryota; Haptophyta; Isochrysidales; Noelaerhabdaceae.